Cyprinodon tularosa is the source of this 589-nucleotide messenger RNA. RefSeq names its product chromosome unknown C12orf73 homolog (gene cunh12orf73). The transcript has 3 exons. Gene Ontology annotation, cellular component: mitochondrion. Gene Ontology annotation, biological process: mitochondrial respiratory chain complex III assembly. Lineage: Eukaryota; Metazoa; Chordata; Actinopteri; Cyprinodontiformes; Cyprinodontidae. The record is from RefSeq and is a predicted model, not a curated record. Bases 187 to 414 code for a protein of 75 amino acids.
UCGUUAAAUCUUGCAGAGUGAGAGUCUCCGUGUAUAGAUCGUUUAUUAGUUAGCUAAACAUAACGACCUGCCUGGUUUCUGUCUCAAUGACAGACACGGUGGUUUAAGUUUAGCAACAGCUCUACAUUUGGACAUGUUUGUUGAUCUUAUAAAGCAGGCUGAGUAAGAUCGCAUCAUAUUGUAAAGAUGCCAGCUGGUGUGUCGUGGGCUCGGUACAUCCGGUUUUUGGGAGCCAGUGUUCUGGCCAUGUUUGCAGGAGCACAGGUCGUCCACCAAUACUAUCUCCCUGAUCUGAGUAUACCAGAAGUUCCACCAAAGCCUGGAGAGCUUCGCACUGAACUACAUGGUUAUAAAGCUAGAGAAGAAGCUGCUGCUGCUUUAAGAAAGCUAAAAGAGGAACAAAAUGUGGACUGAUUUCUUUUGAAGACAUCUUGCUGUUCUCAACAUUACUUACUAAAUGCUGCAAUGUACUCUGGGAGGAUAUCCUCUCAGGUUCAACAACAAUGUAUAUGUUUCUUUAUUUUACUUAAUGUAAUCUGCAAAGAAUAUGUUUUGAUAUCUAAAUAAAACACAACAGAUCCAAGACAAC